This is a messenger RNA of Elaeis guineensis (African oil palm), 2547 nucleotides long. Its product is annotated as mitogen-activated protein kinase kinase kinase 1. Gene Ontology annotation, biological process: MAPK cascade; protein phosphorylation. Gene Ontology annotation, molecular function: ATP binding; MAP kinase kinase kinase activity. Gene Ontology annotation, cellular component: cytoplasm. The record is from RefSeq and is a predicted model, not a curated record. Lineage: Eukaryota; Viridiplantae; Streptophyta; Magnoliopsida; Arecales; Arecaceae.
AACUCUCUCGAACAGCUGCCAUCUCUUUCUUGCAAGCCGCUUCCACCCCCCACGCUUUCCCUAGAUCUCCUCUUCUUCACCUCCGAAAGAUAAGACAUCUCUCCUUAAUUCCCGCUGUCCCGCUUCUGGCUCCAUUGUUCUUCGUCCUUCUCUUCUCUGGCUUCAGUUUGAGCAUCUUCUCAACUACCACGGUCUCCAAAACCUAUCGAAUCCCCUUUUUCCGUGUUUUUUUCUGAUGGAAUUUUGGCCCUGGUUCGCCAAUGUUCUCGCGGAGCAAUAAAAGAGACGCCUUUUCACGGGAGAGGAAGGAGAUGGAGCAGUGGCGGCAGCAGCAGCAGGCGAAGGGGCGGCUGCCGCGGCUUGAUCGGCGGAACGCGGUGAAGAACAUCGAGUACGAGGCGGAGGCGGAGGCGGUCGACGGCGUGUCCUGGACCUCCUCGUACUUGGGGGACGAGCCCCCUGGCCUCCGCACCACCCGAUCGUUGGACCUCUCGCCGUCGUCGUACUCGAAGCAGACGAGUUUCCGAAUUGGGGGGAGCAUCGAGGGCGAGGUCGACCUCCUCUGCCGCAGCCUCGGGUUGGCGGGACCGGAGGACUUCGCCAUCCCCGUCACCGCCUGGGAGGCCCGCAAGGCCCGGUCCAACUCCGACCUCCUCCCGAGGUCCCGCCUCCUCCACCCUGAUAGCGCCGCCCCUCCAGAUCCCACCUUUGCCACGAACUCUACCCCUGCGGAUGCCGAUCCCCCCAAAGUACUGGCCGAAGAAUUCGUCGGCCGGCAGGAUGUGGAGGAAGUUCCAGGCGAGCCUGACAGGCCCGUGGUUGAAAUCAAGGUUCUUGAUGAUGAAAAGCCUAAGAAUUUGACUCCGCUUCCGGUCGUAAGAGCCGGAGAUGGAGGAAUUAAAGGUGUUCGACCUCCAGUUCUAGCUCCUCCGCCGGUAAUUUCAACUCUUUCCCCUCCGCCAGGGAGGCGGGUGCGGGCACCUGCCAUCGACAGCGGAGGCUCGACUUGGGAUCUAUUGAAGUCUUUCGCUCCUGACGAAGAAAACAAUGAUUUGGGUGCGGAAGGGAGGAGAAGGAGAUCCUUCAACUCGGAGGAGGAUGAGCAAGAAGAAGCAGCUCCUGCAGGAGGAGAGGUUGCAGGUUUGGAAUUGAGGCUGGGGGAGACAUCUGAGGAAUUCACUGGGACAUCGUCAUACUCCACCAUGAAUGACGACGACGCCUCCAGCACAACUACUGAAACAAUGUUCAUCAUCUCGCCAAAUGGCAAGUUCAAAAGGAGGAUCAAGUCAUGGAUGCGGGGUGUGCUCCUUGGGAGUGGUUCAUUUGGCAUGGUGUAUGAAGGGAUCAGCGAUGAGGGUGCAUUUUUUGCUGUCAAAGAAGUAUCUUUGCUUGACCAAGGAAUCAAUGCUGAACAAUGUAUUCUUCAACUUGAGCAGGAGAUCGCGCUUUUAAGUCAGUUUGAACAUGAAAACAUAGUUCAGUAUUAUGGAACAGAUAAGGAAGAUUCCAAACUGUUUAUCUUCCUUGAGCUUGUUACUCAAGGAUCUCUUGCAUCUCUAUAUCAGAAGUAUCGUCUGCGCAAUAGUCAAGUCUCUGCAUUUACCAGGCAGAUCUUAAAUGGUUUGAAGUAUCUUCAUGACCGAAAUGUGGUGCACAGAGAUAUUAAGUGCGCUAAUAUUUUGGUUCAUGUAAAUGGAUCUGUAAAGCUUGCUGACUUUGGAUUGGCUAAGGAGAUAACCAAGUUCAACGUGCUGAAAUCAUGUAAAGGAAGUGUAUACUGGAUGGCUCCAGAGGUUGUUAAUCCUAGAAAAACAUAUGGGCCUGCAGCUGAUAUAUGGAGCCUUGGGUGCAGUGUCUUGGAGAUGUUAACACGUCAGCUUCCCUUUCCAAACCUUGAGUGGACGCAAGCUUUAUUUAAGAUUGGCCGUGGUGAGCAACCUCCAAUUCCCAACUCCUUGUCAAGAGAUGCCCGUGAUUUUAUCAGUCAGUGCGUGAAAGUUAACCCAGAUGAACGGCCUUCUGCUGCUCGACUAUUAGAGCAUCCAUUUGUGACGAGACUGAUGGCAUCUUCUUCUGGAUCCGAUUCCUCCGCACACGGUAAUGAUGGAUGGAAUUAACUAAAAGUGAGAACUGGCACUUAGCUACCGAAUGGAUGACCAUCUGAAGGUAAAACAGAUAUUUGAUAUCUUUUCGUGCAAAUGGGUGUGCCGGAGAUUGGAUGCUCCUGAUUUAUAAGCAGAUUCUUGGCCGGCGACGAAUACUUUUCUGUUUCCUUGGUGGUGUUUAAGGGCUUCAACGGUAGUAUGAUUUUUUUAAAAUAUUUAUUUUUGGAUGGUUUCGGUGUUGUUUUGGUUCAUAUCCUUGCAAAAUUGGUCAUGUAUUUGGGCAGAGGAAAGAAAAGUGGAUGUGCACCCAAAUCCGGGUGAGAUGAAUGCAUGAUUAUUUGUAAAUAUGUUUUUAUUGAAGUGUCAUCUGCAAGGCUAUGUUUGCUUGCUAAAAUAUCAGUGGUCUUCUUAUGUUGAGAAUGUGAACGUGCUUUGCUGCUUA